AUGUUGAAUUCGAAGGAGUCUGAUGAUAGAGAAUCUAAGAAUGAUUUUAGAAUAACAAAGAAGGAGGAAGAACCAAACGAAAUAACUGAAAAAAUACCUCGAGAAGUUUUUGUUUCCGCCUUGCAAAAUUGCAAUAUACCAGAAAACUUUAAAAUCGUCAGAAAAUACCUAAAAUCUCAUCGUUUUUCAAGUAACCUUAUGGAAUAUCUACAAAAUAUUGUAUCUUUAUUGAAUCCUGAAAUAUCUCCAGAUCCAGAAACUCGAGACAGAGUUUUCAAACUUAUACACACUAUUAUCGAAGACAAUGAUGUAUACUAUGUUCUAAUUUAUCAAUUCAAUUUCCACGAAAUAAUUUAUCAAUUCUUCCCAGAACCAGGAUGCUUAGUAUUACUUGCUGAUUUACUUUAUUUAGAUCCGAUAGAGAAUGAUGACAAUACUAAUUUCCUUAAAGUAUUUACAUUUUUAAUGAAUAAUGAUUUUGUAACGAGAUUUAUUGAAGUUUUAAGCAAUUACACAGAAGAUAACAUUAAUUUACUUAUUGAUAUCAUUCGAGCUCUCGGAAGAUACAGAACAUCAGAAAUAAAUUUAAACACAGAAUUUCAAAAAUACAUAUUAAUUGGCGAUAAGUUACUAGAGUUCUUAGGAAACUGCUCUGAUGAGAACAUUUUUGGCAAAUUCAUUACAUGCUUAGCAAGAAUUCAAGUCUCUGUACAAAAAAUUACAUUAAAAUACAUAGAAGAUGAUCAAUUAUUCGAGUUCUUACUGUCAUUCCCAGAGAACUCACCUCUUAUCGGUAAAUCAUUUGAAUUCUUUAGGAUUUGUCUUCAUAGUCUGAGAAAUUAUCAUUUCAACGAUGAAAAAUUCGAAAGACUGCUUCAAUACUGCUUUAAUUUCAUCACAGAUGAUAGCCCUGUUUUAGGAGAUGCAUGUUACUUCUUUGCUCAAGCGAUUCAAUACUCAAAAUCAGAUGAUGAAAAAUAUAUCAAUUAUUUCUUCUCAGCAGGCUGGUUUAAUAGAGUUUUCACAUUGGCUAAUAACAGCUACUCUUUUAGUGUUAAAAAAGAUCUUACAGACGUAGUUUUGGCUUUUAUUGACUCAACAAGGAAUCCAGAAUUAAUGCAGCAGAUGAUUGACAGCGGAAUCAUAGGAUUUAUAGAAAUGUGCAUUGAAUCAAUGCCAGAUCAAAUGGAAUGCUUUUUAGAUGCGAUUUAUAGAAUUUUAGAAGUUGCCGAUAACAGUGAUGAAGAAAGCUGGAAGUAUGAAAUAUUCGAGAAUGAAACCAUCUCAGAUAUCAUUUACAACUACAAUCCAAAGAAUGAAGACGAAGAAGAUGCAAUUACCGCUAUUAUGUCAUUUGAUCCUUAUAAAGAAUGA
Messenger RNA from Trichomonas vaginalis G3, 1374 nucleotides. RefSeq names its product armadillo (ARM) repeat-containing protein family. The coding region runs from base 1 to 1374 and encodes 457 amino acids. The transcript has a single exon. Lineage: Eukaryota; Parabasalia; Trichomonadida; Trichomonadidae. The record is from RefSeq and is a predicted model, not a curated record.